Angiostrongylus costaricensis is the source of this 783-nucleotide messenger RNA. The record is from the annotation of a GenBank genome assembly. NCBI's taxonomy places the organism in Eukaryota, Metazoa, Nematoda, Chromadorea, Rhabditida, Metastrongylidae.
AUGUUUGGCGUCUCACCAACGCCACCACCGUUGGCCUAUGCUAUCGUUUGCGAAUUGUUACAGAUGGGUGGGAUGGAUCGUACUGAAGGCUUCAGCGUUCACUGGGACGAGUUUUAUCUGGGUAAGACAAAGGUUAAUCGCACACGGAUCUUCACUGAGAGAAUAGUCGAAUCUCGCGAACCGUCACACUAUGAAAUCGAAAUCGAAUCGUCAUUGGACUCUGAACACUGGGAUAGCGAUAGUGAAGAUCCUCAAGACAAUGACGAGAACGGAAAUGACUCUCUAGAAGAAUUCGGACCAUCGCAAGAAACUGAUGAUAAUGAGACCGGUGACUGUGAGGCUUUUGCUCCCGGUCAGCAGAACCGGGAGGGCUUCGGACAGGUGUUCGCGCCUCUGUUAGUUCGUCGAUCCACCUUCAACAUUUCACGAUCGAAUUUAUUUCAAUGUGAACGUUGGGAAAAGUUCACUCGUUCAUCGGCUUCAUCGUGGCCAAAGCCUUCUCAACUAGUUAAAACUCUGCCGUUGGUUGUGCCUCUGAUUACGAAUUCUACGCCAUUCUUAGAGAUCGACGAGGCGGCCUUCUUCACUCGUCCGAUGACCGUGGCUCGGAUAUCGAUUUCACGGUAUACGAAGCAGCUGCCGAACGUUUGUCAACAAGACAACGAGCGACAAGCUCAAGACACUCGGAAGCGCCCAGAAGUUGGCACUCUACCACUACAUGUUCCGUUCCAGAAGCCAGCAAACCUGCUCCAUGUGCAUAUCAGGGUUAAAUAUGAUUUUUGA